CGUAACAUGAAUUAGUAUCUCGGUAAAUCGGAGCUUGUUUAUCGAUUCCUUCACUGAGUAUCGUGUAUGCGAAAAUCCGUUUCCACGAUCGAUCGUAUUUUAGAAUUGCUUCGGUCAGACAUUUAUUAUCCGCCACGUCGUUUCGCGAGGCUUUGCAUUAGGAGCACAAUGGCAUAUAAUCGUGGAGUGAAAAGAGAUUCCUUUAAUCGAGGGACUUUCAAUCGGGGUGUUAGCGGAGGCGGUGGUAACAGAGUUGGCAAUAACAGUGGCAUGGGAAGUAACAUGGGCGGAGGACUAAGUGGGAGUGGUGGUAUGGGUGGAAUGAAUCCCUGGGAGGGUGGCAUGAUGCCUGGCAGAGGCAUCCUGCCUACACCCAACAACAAUCUUUCCUUGGCAUCGCCGCAGGCACAACUAGCAAUCGCCAGCAACCUCCUUACAAAUUUACUCCGUAGUCAGCAAGAGGCGCAGCCACAGCAGGUACCAUCUCUUAUGAGCUUGGGAAAUAAUUAUUCUGGACCUGGACCAAAUUAUCCCACUCAGCAGAAUUAUUCCUCCGGACGGUUUGGAUCUAACGAUCGACCGGCACGGCAUCCCAUGAAGAAUCAACGUCCUCAGCCAUACAACAAGAUGGGCAAUCGAGCCCGAGAUGGCCCCGCUGGGCGACGUGGCCCAUCCGCACAACAAUCUCGUGCACCCCAGUCUGGCAGUCAACGUAUGAACGGAAACCAAAUACAACAUCGCAACGAUAAAUCUUCUAAACCAAUUCCUGCCUCUAAACAAAAUCAGACUGCCAAAAAGGAACAGCAGGAUGUUAAGACCUCUGAUAGCGAAAAAGCAGAACCGCCUGUUCCGAAAAGCAGUGAUGCAGAUGAGUCUGAAGAUAAGAAGCGCGAUUGGAAGGAUGAGAAAAACACGGAAGAAGUGAAAAUUGAAAAAAUGGAAGAUGAAAAAAUGGACGAUAGCGAGAAAAACGUGGAGAAGUCGGCUGAAGAUUCUACGAAAGAAGCAAAGGAUACGUCUGAGAAAAUUGAAAAAGAGAACAUGAAAACGACUGGCAAGAAAUCGGAAGUUAGACACGCUGAAAGUCGUUACUCCGAAGUUCCGAUGAAUCAUAUGUUUUGUCAUAUUUGCAAUAAGCAUAUGUGGGAUGGAUUUUCCUUCGAAAAUCAUUUACGCGGACGUGCGCAUCAACUGAUGAUGGAAAAGUUGGAUGAAUCGUACAAAUUGAAAGUCGAUUUGAUGAGACACGAGCUACGAGUUGCCGAGGAACAACGUGAGCUUAGCUUGAACAACUCGAAACGACGCGGCAAAAAAGUCUCUGUAGAUUUCAAUGUGAGAGAAUAUUGUACGAUGUGCGAUCUGAACUUUUAUGGAACCUUAUCUACACAUAGGAAGAGCGAAAAGCAUCAACAAUUGAAAACAUUCUUGCAUCCUCGAUGCUUUCCUUGUUUAAAAGAAUUUCCGUCUCGCAUAGAAUAUGACGAGCACUGUUUAACACCGGCUCAUAUGAAGAAUGCCGUUCAAUGCGAGGAACAACGGAAAAAUAAAAAGAAAGAAAAACUGGCAAAGGGAGAGGCCGAGGUUCGUACUGCAGAAGACGAGGAGAAAGAUGUAUGUCAUGACUCAAAGAACGAAAAAGAAGAGGAUUCAGGAGAACAAGAAUACAUCACAGAUAUUAUAGAAAAUUUAACUGAGAAGAAACUCAAGAUACCGUCUUACAAAUAUUGCCGUCAAAAUCAUAUCUUUAUUGGUAAAUCUAUGGUCAAGGAAGUCCAAGGAUUUUAUUGCGAGCGUUGCCGAAGGUUCAUGCUCUUAGCUGAAGAUAUGAACGCUCAUCUACGCAGCAUCACGCACUAUCGGAAUUUUGUGGCAGAAGUAAAGUCAUUAACAUUGAACGUGCCAGCUACAGAGCCGAAAGAGAUUGAACAAACUGACAAUGAUGAGAAAAAUGUUGAAGUUCAGGAGGAAUGUGAUGUACAUUGGAAACGUCGCAAGAUUAGUCAUGAUGAAAAUGAUGAUAAUGACAAGCCGAAGGAACAGCAAGAGAAUAAUGCUGAUAAUGUAAAUGUGACACCGAAAAGAUCGGACGGAGAGGAAAAGUAUGAUCCAUUGGAAGCCGAUGCUGCCGAAUCGGAGGAGGAGGAAAAUCGCGAAGCGGAAGAGAAUACGAAAGAGACCGCUGUGGAAAACGUUACUAAUACACAGGAUGUAAAACCUUCAGUUGACGAAGUGUGGGCAGAUAUGGAUAAUGACAAUGAUAUUGAAAUGGGUAACCUGAUCGAUGAGGCGGAUGAAAAAGAACAUGCCGAACCUGAAAAAUCUGUACCGAAGAUAGAACGAAAUCAUAGUCCUCAAAUGAAACAACCUAGAGGUCGCGGAUUCGUACGCGGUCGCGGUGGUCCGCGUGCCAGGAGAUCCCGGCGAUAAGAUAAUGCCGCGAUUUAUGGAAAUAUGAAAGUAAACGUGAAAAAAUAACGUUGACAUAAGAAAAAUUUAAUUCCGUAUCUCAUAUUCAUUCGAAUAAGUUUUAAUGAAUAGAACACGUUUUUAUCAUCGAAGCGUGGGAUAUUAAUAUACAUAUUAAUAUUGCACAUUAUAUUAACAUUAACAUUAUAACAGAACAUAUACCCUUGGUCAAAAUAUCAGGCACCUAUAUUCUUGUUAUUAAUCAGAAAUUAUAUUGUUUGCUGCAGCGUCGGCCGAUCGAUGUCGAUUGAAGACUUUUUAAGUUCCAAAUUAAAAAUGUCGGUAAUAGUGACAUUUUUAAUUCCAUUCUUACAUUAUUAUUCUAUCUUACUCAAAUGCAUAUAUCUGUCUUUAUUUAACAUAUUGCAACGUUUUUUUGCAAGAUCGAGUAACUACUAGUCACAAUUACUGCUUUCUUUAUUAUUCCGAGUCUUCGCUAAGCAUACACGUAUGCAUGAAAUUUGCAGAUCAAUAAAAAUCUUUUUUUAAGCUUUUAAUCUUAGUUUUAUAAACACAAUAUUGUUCGUUCACAUAAUCGAACGAAUGAUGCAAUGUUAUUUUGUCCAAAGGACCCAUAAAACUGUUGUAUUAAGAUUGUAACGUCUACGUGACAGCUCUAGGAGUUGAAAAAUAAGUAAGCUUUUAACUUUUUUCGAUUUUAGAUUAAAGUAUACACCAUCUUCUAAUUUUGUGUCUACUUUAACCCUGUAAAAGGAUUUUGUAUUCCAUUCAGUCAAUUCGGAGAUUUUUUUAUACGACUGUAAUGUCUCGAUAAUUUGACCACUCCAGGUACCCUAUUCUGUAAAUUAAAACAGUAACGACAUUGUUGCGUAGCUUUUUAUACUAUAAAAUAUCUGCGCAACGAUGUCGUUACUGUCUAUAAUAAUGCUAUAUGAUUAGUGUCCGCUAUUUAAGAAACACCCUGUAUAUGUAUAUAUGUACAUCAUACAUACAUAAAAAUUUUCACGAUUCUACUCUAAGAUUAGAUAAUCGCUAUCCUGAGUUCAUAUUCUGUAACUCGUUAAGACAGUAACUUUUUAUACUAUAAAAUACGCUGUCGUUAACGAGUUACAGAAUACGAACUCAAGGUAGCGAUCAUCUAAUCUUAGAGUAGAAUCGUGAAAAUUUUUAUGUAUAUACGUAUGUAUGUAUGUAUGAUGUAGACACAUAUAGAGGGUGUUUUUUAAAUAGCGGACACUAAUCAUAUAGCAUUAUUCCUAAUUAAAAAUUGAGCCGAAAAGUCUUCCACAAUUUUGCAAUUUUCACAAUGGUUGACGAAAUAUUAAUUUCUAAAUAUUGCGAAUAAGCGCGUAUCCGGCUGCCCAAUCAUUAUCAUGAAAAUUGUAAAAUUGUAGAGGACUUUUUGAUUCAAUUUGUUAUCAGGAAUAGCAUUAUGUGAUUCGGCAAUCUUUAGAAAUUAAUAUUUCAUCAAUCAUAUAUAUAUAUAUAUAUUUACAAAUGGCAUGCAAGAAACUUCAACAUGUCAUUCAUCGCUUGUGAUGUCAGAUUGACUGUGGCCACAGUAGCUAUUCGAACAGUACAUUUUCGCUUUAGGCAAAAAGCUACAUUAUCGCUAUCCAAAGGCAUCCUCUUAAGCUCUCGAGUGGCUGCUGUGACCACAUUGAAUCUGACAUCAUAAGUGAAGAAUGGUAUGUUGAAAUUUUUUGUAUGCCAUUUAUAAAUAAAGAGAAUUUGGGUAAAAAAAAAGAAAAUAAGAUUGUUUUAAAACACUUUAUGAGCCGUCCUUCUCCCUUACAAUCAGUAAAUAGUCGUAAAAGGCACGUAAAGUGAAAAUGGGCUACGCAUGUGCAUUAAGAGUUUAUUUAAACAACAAAUGACAUAAAUCAAUUUUUGAACUUGAACUUUAUAUAAUGGUUAAUAAAGUGCCUAAUAUUUUUGACCAAGAUUGUACAUGAUAAUUGAUGGUAAUUCAGAGCAAACAAGCUAAUGUGUUUUAUCGUUAUUUUGACGUUAAAAAUGUCACUUUGACAUCAGUGACGAUAGAUAGCUUGUUUGCUAGGAAAUUCUUAAUUAUAAGUUCAUAACUAUAAACAACUUAGGGAGCGUUUACAUUGACUGUAACCGUUAUGAUGUAAGAAUAUAAGGUGUACCAUUGCACAUAAUGGCGAUAUCAUUCAAAUUUUAAUCUCUAUGCAUUUCCCUGCGUAUAAUAGCGCUGGUAUAUUAGAAUAGCCAAUCAAAUUUUGGCCUCAAAUUCACUCUCCUACUACGCAUCCCCGGAAAUAAUACACCUUGUCUUAUAUCAUAACUAACCGUAUGUUGUAUAAAAAUUGGCCAAUCACCUUCGAGUAUUCCCUUCUUACAGUUGAAUGAGAGGGGAAUACUUGAUCGUGAUUAGUUGAUUCUUACGGUUACGGCCAAUAUAAACGCUCCCUUACUGCAUGAGCACCAUGGAGAGAUUCAGAAUUUUUUUUUUUUAUAUAAAUGAUGAGCUCUUCUCUUUAGCUACAAUCAUGAUAACCUUUCUAUUAGCGUAUUCGAUUUACUGCUUCAACCCGACUUUGAGUCAAUGAUCUGUUCUGUCUAGCUGCAAAAAAAGAACUGAAUUGUG
Messenger RNA from Trachymyrmex septentrionalis, 5038 nucleotides. It is a transcript of the gene Pep, whose product is annotated as zinc finger protein on ecdysone puffs. The record is from RefSeq and is a predicted model, not a curated record. NCBI's taxonomy places the organism in Eukaryota, Metazoa, Arthropoda, Insecta, Hymenoptera, Formicidae. Gene Ontology annotation, molecular function: zinc ion binding; nucleic acid binding. Gene Ontology annotation, cellular component: nucleus. The transcript is spliced from 10 exons. The coding region runs from base 67 to 2427 and encodes 786 amino acids.